Molecule: messenger RNA, 2384 nt
Organism: Harmonia axyridis
Lineage: Eukaryota; Metazoa; Arthropoda; Insecta; Coleoptera; Coccinellidae
Product: tyrosine-protein kinase Dnt-like
Exons: 12
Coding region: 36-1760 (574 amino acids)
Biological process (GO): multicellular organism development; cell surface receptor protein tyrosine kinase signaling pathway; positive regulation of kinase activity
Cellular component (GO): signaling receptor complex
Molecular function (GO): ATP binding; protein kinase activity
Source: RefSeq, a predicted model, not a curated record
UAGCGGCAGAACCGCGCAGUAAUAAAGUUCGAACCAUGCGGAAAGUCCUGUUUCUGCCCUUAAUUCUCGCGCUGGAGGUUUACGCACAUUUCAAUUUUUUCAUAACACAAGAAGAAAUGUUCAGGCUUUUAGGUAUAAAGGCAGAGGUGUAUUAUGUGGAUAGAGGAGUGGUAAACAAGUAUGCUCUCAACUUUACGGUGAUGAUUCCUGCACAUAUAUCAGACAUACAUUUCUCAUGGCAAAGUUUGGUUAAUCAUUCGCUACCCUAUAUUCUGGCAGUGAGUUAUGAUGGACAAGAAGCUCUACUUCCACCGCAGAUGAAUAUUUCAUCAACUGGUGUGAUCCCAACAUCUGUGCAGACCUUUAGAGUCAUGUUAGUGUGCACUGGAAUAAAAAGCGCUGAAGUUGAAGUCAGACUUCAUUUGAUUGUACCCUCGUACAAAAAGAUAUACAACGAAACAUCUCUUAAUUUCAGGAGAAAUAAAAUUUGUCAGAAAGGUAGCGAGAGUGUUUAUAGGAAUGAUUCGAUCAAAUUGGAUCCUGAAUCCUUGGAGAAUGCAACAGGAUCGCUCUAUGUGGCAGUGGCAAGUGCAGUAACAAUGAUAACGUUGAUUGUUGUUACCACUUCCGCUGUCUGUAUCAAGAACAAGAAAGUGCGUUCUCAAGAUCCUCAUUACAUGUCAGCUAUUUACGACAACAAUCAUCACGUAUUCGUUAGUCUUGGAUCGUCUUUGAGAAGACCCUCGAGUGCAGGAAGUGGUAGCUACGCAACAAUUGCCAGUAUUCAAAAAUCACCACCCUCACCGUCGGCCUACACAACAGGAAAUGCUUGCAGAGUAUCUUAUUACGCCUCAUCCCAGGUGGGGUUGAUGUCUCAGACUUGUUCACAAGAUACACUCGACAUGAAUAAACGCUUGCGCGAUCUAGCGGUGUUGAGACAAACUUUGGUGUUGGAAGAAGUAAUAGAACAAGGAAUUUUCGGUCUGAACUAUCGAGGUAUCUUCAAAGGAGAGAGAUCUGUUAUGGUGAAAACAUUGAAAGAGGGAGCAUCUCAAAGGCAGAUCAAUGUAUUCUUGUCUGAAGGCAUGAUGAUGUAUGGGAUGGACCACAAAAAUGUUUUAACUGUUUUGGGGGUGAAUACAGACAGUCAGAAACAACCAUUAUUUAUAUACCCAUACAUAAGUAGAGGCAACCUCAAAAGAUUCCUCAUAAAAUGUCGACACAGAGAUGAUGACCAGUAUACCCUAUCGACACAAAGUCUUGUAGAUAUAGCUAUACAAGUUAUAUUAGGUUUAAUGUACCUACACAGUCGAUGUCUAUGCCACAAGGAUAUUGCCACAAGGAACUGUGUUAUUGGAGAUAAGCUUCAAGUGAAAAUAACUGAUAGUGCCCUAUCUAGGGAUUUUUUUCCAAACGAUUAUUUUUGCUUGGAGACGAAUGAGAGUCACCCUGUAAAGUGGCUGGCUCUUGAAAGUCUCAUCUAUAAACAAAACUCUACAGCAUCAGAUGUGUGGUCUUUCGGUGUUCUUUUAUGGGAAUUGACAACUCUAGCACAACAGCCUUAUCCAGAAAUAGAUCCUCAAGAUAUGUGCAAUCAUCUGAGAAAUGGUUAUCGACUCUUUCAACCUGUAGGCUGUCCUGACGAAUUGUAUGCCAUCAUGGCCUACUGUUGGCUGGCCAAUUCUACCGAAAGGCCACAAUCAUCUCAACUCCUUUCUUUUUUGCAGAAUUUUUAUACUGCUUUAUGUCGAUUUAUUUGAAUCGAAAGAUAUGAGACUGACUCUUCUUACGUUGAGAAGAAGAAGGUGACAAAAUGAGUUAUUCGGAAGAAGGGAUAUAAUAUUAAAACAACAUUAUUUUGAUGUCUAAUGGAUAAUGUACAAUCGAUGUUAAACAGGGUCGAAUUAUACAAAGAUAAUAAAUAGAUCGGUUCAAUUGUUUGUUAAUGAUUCGCGAGACUGAGGCUUGCUACAACAUGGAAUUUUAGCUUUUUCCAUUCCAAAAUUUCGAAAUCGUUGAAAUUAAUUUUUUUUGUGAUAUUGUAAUAUGCAGGGUUUGGAAUAUCAACUGAUAAUGGUAAUUUUGGAAGAUGUGGAUUUCAUUAACUGUUACUGCUCUUGAAAUCAAUAGGAUAAAAAUCAGAGACAAUCCUCCUGAAAUUGAGUAUUUUACAUAUAGAAACUAAAUUUUAACCUAGUUGGAUUUACUGUUACGGCAAUGUUGAGCAUUUUUCGAAAUUCUGCUUGAAUAUACUGUGGUUUUGAUGACGCGAUCCGCACAAAAUUCAACUUGUUCUUCAAUAUUCUGUGGUUCUUUUUUGUAAUUAACACAACGUCGGCUAAGAGUGUAAAUCUGCCAUGUUCAUAAUGAACAAUUUUACAGGA